CCUCCAGGCAGGAAGAGGCUCCCAAGGUACUAGAGAAUAGGUCCACCUUAACAGGGCAGCCCUGGGCGGGGCUCUCCGGAUGCCACUGGCCCAGAGGGCAGCCCAGGACCGUGAGCAGGGCAGCCAACCAGCACUGGAUUCCUCAUACCCUGUCUGCAGCCAGUACCAUGAUCCAGGGUGCCCAGGCGGGUGGGCCCCUCUGGGGCUGGGAUGGGGACGGUGAUGAUGACUGGGACGGCGCUGCGCUUGGUCUGCUGGCUCUGGCUGUGGUGGCUGCCACAGCACUGGCUUUGCAUUGGUUUGGCUCAGGACAGGAUCAGGAAGUGGCAGGACCCAAGUCCACAGUCGGGGGGACCCAGUCUACUCAAGAAGGCAGGUUGGUUCUGCAUCCAGAGUCCAAGGUCAGUGGUGGCAGCAAGGGAGACAGAGAAGGGCAGAAGAAGCCUCACCCUCCCAGACCCAGUCAGGGGAGCCUGGCUAUGUCUGCGGCCCAGGACCAGGAACCCCUCGUUGGCAGAGUUUUGGCUGUCACAGCUGGACCUCCGCUCAGUACUCUUGGAAAUGCCACCAGUGGAGGGACCUUGGGAGAGCCGUGUGGUAACACCACCCCAGAAGCCCAGCGAGGUGAAGGAAGGGCGCCCCCCAGGCCAGACACUGCUAUCCCGGGUAGGAGCAAAGCAGGGGCGACACCUGCUCCCCUCCUGAUCCACUUCACCCUUCGGAGUUCUGGUGGCGAAGCUGAACUGCAGGCGGGGGCAGGUGGUGCCGGUACUAACGGGCCAGCUCGCCGGGCCCCUAUCCACAGAGAGCAACAGGACACCAACCGCUGGGACCUGCCUGGCUCUCUGGGGACAGUCCGCCGCAGCCGGCGACGUCAGGCCGACGCUGUCUCGGGAGACCGAACCUGCCAUCCCCCAAAGCCCGACCCCCUCCGCCUGGGCGCUGCGGUGAGUGUGUGGGAUGCCAUAGACGCGGCGUCCGCCGCUGCAGUGGACGCAGGCUCCCGGUGGUCGGCCUCAGCCCAGGGUCCGGCCCAGCAGGCACUGCCCCAGGCCCAGCCCGCGCUAACGGUUCCCGGGACAAACCGCUCGGAGCGCGGGCGCGAGAAGUGCAGCCCCCAGGCAGCCCCAGCCCAGCCUCUGGGCGCCCAGGGCGAGGCUGGCCAGGCCACCGAGACCAGCGCCCUCGCCCCCCGGGAGGCUGCGGGCGUCCCGGCCCCGACGGAGGGCCGGCCCUGGGUCAGGAAAGCGGUCACCGCCACCAGUGACUUCAGCCGCGCCCUGGACUCGGCGGGCGAGGGGCCCGAGGAGGGAGUCAGCCAGGACCCUUCUGAGGGUGGAAAUGUCAGCGCGGCGCCAGCCUCCUCAUCAGAGCAAGUUUCCACUUCAGCUCCAACAGUAAUGCUAGCCCCUUCUCCUUCCAGAGCCCCACUCCCAGGGACAAACCCAUCACCAGCCGCAUCCGCAGCCUCAGCUCCGCCCACAGCCUUAGCCCCGGCCUCAAUCCCAGCCUCAGCGGCAGCCUCAACCCCAGGCCCAUCCCCAUCACCAACCUUACUCCCAGCCCCUGCCUUAGCUAGUGGGUCAAGCCCUGCGGCUGGAGAGUCCAAAGUGGGUCUCUCCAGGAGCUACCACGAAGGGCAGAUUACAAGUAGCUGGGGAAACCUUAUUGCCAUGGUUCUUAGAAGCCACCCCUUUCCCAGGCCAGAGAAGCCCAAAGGAUGCGCCCUAGGGGCAGUCCCUGUGAGCCCGGCAGGUCCCAGCUCUUUUACCCAUUCUGAACACAGACCAGGGGCUUCCCAAUCUGAAGGGGAAAUCCCCAACCUCCAGAACAGGCACCCAUCUUCUUUGGGGAUUGUCACACAGGUGGGAGGACUGGCCAAGACUCCAUGUCAGGCGCAGCCAGUGGGCUUUGAAACCCAUGGGAAGCCCACCCCUGGCCCACCUCUAGGCCCCAAAGAAAACAGAACCAAGGAGAAAAGUCUGGACUCACUGCCCUCAGCUGAAGUUCCUGGGGGACACACAGAGCCCUCUGUGCAGAUGCCGUCUGGCUCUGCACCACCCUCUGCUAUGAGGUGGGAUGCUCAGCAUAUCCCCAGACCACGGAAACACAGCAUGUGUGAAAUAGCCCUGAGCUCUGAGCAUCUGGUCAGCCAGGUGGCCCCAGGGCAGCACCAGGGUCAAGUGCUCAGGGAGGAGGCCAGCUCUGCAGGCCGCAGGGGAGUCCUCACAGAGAAGCAGAAAGAGGCCCAAAAACUCAUGGUUUUUCUGCAGAGGCCUGGGAGUUGGGGGAUGGUCAAGGGAUCCCAGAAGCCCCACUUGUGGGCCUUGGAGGCUGCCACAGCUGUUCAACGUCCCCAGCGGCUAGACCUGGGCAGCUGCCUGGAGGUGCUGGCCUUUGCCCAGCAGCAUGGGGAGCGUGGCCUAGCCCAGGAGACCUAUGCCUUGAUGAGCAGCAACCUGCUGCACGUGCUGGGCGACCCGCACCUCUACCGGCAGCUGAGUGGGGCUGAUCGGGAGCGCAUCCUUAGCCUGCGGACGGGCCAGGGUCAGGCCAUGCUGGGGGUCCUUGUACUGCCCAGACUCUACCAGGUGUGCCGUUCUGGGUUCAAGAAGAGCUCUCGUGGUGAGGAAUCUCCUGAAGCUCAGACUGCACCCCUGCCUCAUCGAACGUUCCUCCAUGUGUUCAACCCUCAAGAGAACGUUUGGCGGCCCCUGACCCAGGUGCCGGAGGAAGCCCCCCUCCGGGGCUGUGGUCUCUGCACCAUGCACAACUACCUGUUCCUUGCAGGCGGCAUCCGUGGCUCUGGUGCCAAGGCUGUCUGCUCCAAAGAGGUCUUUUGCUACAACCCUCUGACCAACAUCUGGAGCCAGGUUCGGCCCAUGCAGCAAGCCAGAGCCCAGCUCAAGCUGGUGGCCCUGGACGGGCUGCUGUAUGCUAUUGGAGGCGAGUGCCUAUACAGCAUGGAGCGCUACGACCCACGCACAGAUGCGUGGACCUUACGUGCUCCCCUCCCUGCAGGCACCUUCCCUGUGGCCCAUGAGGCUGUGGCCUGCCGUGGGGACAUCUAUGUCACAGGAGGUCACCUCUUCUACCGCCUGCUUAGAUACAGUCCUGUGAAGGACUCAUGGGAUGAGUGCCCCUACAGUGCCAGCCACCGGCGCUCCAGUGACAUGGUGGCACUAGGGGGCUUCCUGUACCGCUUCGACCUGCUGCGGGGUGUGGGCGCUGCAGUGAUGCGCUACAACACGGUGACGGGUUCCUGGAGCCGUGCUGCCUCCCUGCCACUGCCUGAGGCCAUCCCACUCCGUUGUACUGUGUUGGGCAACACCAUUUACUGUCUCAACCACCAGGUCACAGCCACCUUUGCAGUCUCUGAGGGGACUGCGCAGUUUCAGGCCAAGGAGCUGCAGCCCUUUCCCCUGGGGAAUAAGGGGAUCCUCUGUCCAUUCAUCCUGACUCUGCCCACUGCGGCCCGGCUGCAGACCUCACUCUGAUGCCAGUGGAGAACUGUAGUCCAGGGACACCUUUCAUCUGGGGUAGUCUGAGGGGGUGUGGGGCGUGGAGACGGGGCUGGGGUCAGGACCUUCUGCUCCAGUUUCUGGGACACCUUUCCUUCUAUGUUUGUCUCCUGCUGUAAAGGUUGCCACUUAUUCUGGAGUGAGAGCCCUUCCACCUCCCUUCUUACCCUCCCCACACCAUGCUGGAUCCUGCCCCUGGUCCUUACCUGCUUUGGAUGCCUCAGCUUGCUCCCAGGCUCCCAUCUUCCUGGGAAACUCCUGGGCCCAGAGCUAAAGAAGGAGAGGGAUGAAAGCUUAUUUGUGCUCCCUGUAUUCUGUCAGGUGGAAGUGGAGGCAAAGAGGUCCCCGGGAGAUGCCCUUGCCUCUGGAGCUUCUGCCUUUGAGAGCCUUUUGACUCUUUCCUCCUGAGUCUGACUGGGUGUGGAGCCCUGCACACGGCCCUGCCUAGACCUGACGGGACUACUCGGCUCCUCUGCAACUUGCAGGUCUCUGUGCCCUGCCAGGCUCCCAUCCCCUUCCCCCAGACUUCCCUCUAAAUGAACCCCUUUUUAGUUAUGUGGACUCAAAACAAUACAUUUAACCUCCCAUUUUCACCUUUUCUGUAAAAGAGGCAUAAUGGACACCUGUCUCUCAGGAGAGCCGAGAGAAUGUGAUCGUCAGUGGGCUACCUGGCACAGUACCUGGGGUACACAGCAUGAGAAAUGAAUGCUUUCUCUCCCUACCCACUUCAAAAUCCACAUGAGGCAGGUAAAUAAAUC
Molecule: messenger RNA, 4279 nt
Organism: Ictidomys tridecemlineatus (thirteen-lined ground squirrel)
Lineage: Eukaryota; Metazoa; Chordata; Mammalia; Rodentia; Sciuridae
Source: RefSeq, a predicted model, not a curated record